Molecule: messenger RNA, 1363 nt
Organism: Sinocyclocheilus grahami
Lineage: Eukaryota; Metazoa; Chordata; Actinopteri; Cypriniformes; Cyprinidae
Product: LIM and SH3 domain protein 1-like
Exons: 7
Coding region: 247-957 (236 amino acids)
Cellular component (GO): focal adhesion
Molecular function (GO): actin filament binding
Source: RefSeq, a predicted model, not a curated record
AAUGAUAAAGAAUUGGGGAAAUACUCGCGAGUGAAAGUCUUCCGCUUAUCUCGGCACGGGAGCGCGCAGCAGGACACAGCGGCAGUGCCGUGAGCGCGCCUUCCGUGUCUGAUUCGUUCGCUGACAGCCAGCGGUGCGAGCUGGACUCAUUAACGGCUAGUGAUCCUCACCUCGCGCGUUACCAACCCAGUAGUGCUCCGCGUAUCGUUUCUUCAUCUCAUUCCGUCGCCGUACGAUUCCUCCGAAAUGAAUCCACUGUGUAGCAGAUGUAACCGAGUGGUGUAUCCCACGGAAAAAGUGAAUUGCCUUGACAAGUACUGGCAUAAAGGAUGCUUUAGCUGUGAAGUCUGUAAGAUGACUCUAAACAUGAAGAACUACAAAGGCUUUGAGAAGAGACCAUACUGUAAUGCACACUAUCCGAAGACGUCAUUCACCAGUGUUGCAGACACUCCGGAGAACCUGCGCCUAAAACAGCAAAGCAAGAUGCAGAGCCAGGUGCUCUACAAGGAGGAAUUUGAGAAGAACAAAGGAAAGGGCUUCAGCGUUGUGGCCGACACACCGGAGUUGCAGAGAAUCAAGAAAACACAAGACCAAAUCAGCAACAUUAAGUACCAUGAGGAAUUUGAGAAGAGCCGAAUGGGAGGGGAAGGCCCGCCUCAGCACCCACAGACACCUCAACAAAACACAACUCCAGCAUAUCAACCCACGGCAGCAUCUCAGAACUAUCACUAUGAGCCCAAGCCUGUGCAUCAGGCCGCUGCCGCCCCUCCUCCCAGCUCUGGGAAGCGCUACCGAGCAGUGUAUGACUACACCGCAGCUGAUGAGGACGAGGUGUCGUUCCUGGAUGGCGAUGUGAUCAUGGACGUGCAGCAGAUCGAUGAGGGGUGGAUGUACGGAAAAGUGGAGCGCACCGGCCAGCAGGGGAUGCUGCCGGCUAACUAUGUAGAGGUCAUCUGAACAUAAGAGAGAGAAAGUUGGAAGGGUGGAAAAGAAAAAGAGGGGGUUGUGGCGGAGAGAUGCAGAUGAUCAGCCGAGUGCCAUCUCACCUUUCAAGAUCUCAUCUUUUUCCUCUUCUUUUCCUGCACUAACUGUCCUAUCAGGGGUCAGCCUCUAUGACCCGGUCAGGAUCCAAAACAAACAUAGUUCAGUACGUAAUCAUACACAGCAACAGCGCAUAUACGCACUCACAUAAAUAGUGAAUGAUUUAUGACUUUUGCCCAUGUCUUUCUCUCUGUCUUUUGCUUUUGCUGUUUGUCUUAUUAGUAAGUGUUUCCUCAGUCCUGGAAAGGUGCUGUCACAAGUGGCACUUAAGUCUUAAUAAGACUCGCACACACCAACCUUCAAAGUACAUGACCACACGGAC